AUGGAGCUUCACAUCGAUCUAGAGAACGAUCGGACCAACCGGCGCAGGUUGCAGAAUCGUAUGGCGCAACGCAAGUUUCGGCAAGCUCGGGCUGAGGCAUCCAAUCAAACAAGGGCAGCAGAUGAGCAACAGGUAGGGAUCGCUCAAACCAACGUCGGCCAACCGCCGUCGAGGCCGAUGGCAACAACUCUGGAAUUCCAACAACAUCAACCCCAUGUGUCGCCCAGCGCAGCAAUAUCUAUCCCCCAAUUCUUCCAUCAACCAGCGUCUGUGCAAAGCCAGCCUCGAAGUACGCCCUUUUUCACACCCGGCCACAAUGGAGGGUCUUCAAGCGGCAGCGGCAGUCCCGGGCUUGGCGAGUUUAGCUUCAUAGAAAGCUUUACAACCGGCGGUAACAAUUCAUUAUCCAGCUAUUCUUCUAGUUUCGAUCCGCCACUGGAUUUCGGCUCGCCUCGUCCAUCGCAGGCCAACCAUGUUGAUGUGGAUUGCUUUCUCAACCUAAGCUCAGGCGGCCCUCGUAACAGCCCAGGGUUGGGCCCUGGUCAUCCUGACGUUCAGCAGCUACAUACAACGCAGCUAACACAAGCCAGCAGUCUCGGGCCGUCCCGUGGUCAUGAGGCGAGGAGCCACCAGCUGAACCCACAUUAUCAGAGCGGCGGAUCCAGUAACGGGGGAAGCCCCGCUCCGCCGCAAAAUCCGCCGUCGUCCUCCUCCGUCUCAACGCCCGGCACCGGCGGCGGGGCCCCGGCUCAUGCGUCACCAUCGUCUGACGACAGCCAUGCGCCAGUCCAUGACCGCGGCUGGCUGAGCACUCUCCACAUCGCCGCUCGUAGAGGCCAUGAGCGAAUCGUCCGCGCGCUCAUAGAGCGGGAUAUCGAUUGCAACGAGAAGGACAGCGACGGCCGUACCGCACUGAUACAUGCAGCCAUUGACGGUCACGAGCCCGUUGCCAGGAUGUUACUCGCCAAGGGAGCGCGUAUCAGCGACCUUGACCGGCGCCAGCGUUCAGCGCUGCACUGGGCUGUGCUUGGGGGCCACGAAGCUGUACUAAAGUUGCUGCUCGAGUUUUACUCGCAGCGGAACUGGGAGCACGGGCUAGACGCUUACGAUGAGCUCGGCUGGACAGCGCUGCACAUUGCCGUCGAGAAGGACUUUGAACCCGCGGUAUGGAUGCUGCUAGAGGCGGGGGCGGAUUUACACGCCAAGGCACGUAAGACAUGCAAUGGCGACGACGAUGAAGGAGAUACCCGGAUACAUUCCGGCGCCAAGUCGAAGAGUCCUGCAUCCAGCAAUUAA
Molecule: messenger RNA, 1296 nt
Organism: Colletotrichum truncatum
Lineage: Eukaryota; Fungi; Ascomycota; Sordariomycetes; Glomerellales; Glomerellaceae
Source: RefSeq, a predicted model, not a curated record